GCUCUAAGACCCGACAGAAGAGGGGGAUCUGGAGCAUGCGUGGCAACGAUUUGUGCAGCUGGCGGCUGCCUUUCGAUGAGCCGCCACUGAGGGCUUGGCAAGGAGGUGGGAGUUAAGCAAUAGUUUGCAAGUGAAGUUCUCGCCUGCCGGAGCAGUCUUUUCCCCCGGCGGAGGUGGGAAGCGCUAAGCCGGAAAGUCCCUGAUUUUAAACGGAACUGUUUGUUUGGAUCUGAGGUGCUGCUUCGGAGAAGGACAAGGGGUGUCUGCGGAGCCCAUGUGGAAAGCGUGAUUGUGAAAGCUUUUCCAGUUGGAGGUGUUAAGGAGAGGAUGUAGCCAGUCUGAGAAUGGGGCUUUCACCAAGAGGAGAUCACCAUGGCCAGAGAAGAUUCAGUGAAGUGUUUGCGCUGCCUGCUUUAUGCCCUCAAUCUGCUCUUCUGGUUGAUGUCCAUCACUGUGUUAUGCGUUUCUGCCUGGAUGAGAGACUACUUGAAUAAUGUUCUCACUUUAACUGCAGAGACCAGAGUGGAGGAGGCAGUUGUGUCUACUUAUUUUCCAGUUGUCCACCCAGUCAUGAUUGCAGUCUGCUGUUUCCUUAUCAUUAUUGGAAUGCUGGGAUAUUGUGGAACAGUGAAAAGAAACCUUUUAUUGCUUGUGUGGUAUUUUGGAAGUUUGCUUGUGAUAUUCUGUGUUGAACUGGCCUGUGGUGUUUGGACCUAUGAACAAGAAAUUACAGUCCCUGUACAGUGGUCAGAUAUGGUCACUUUAAAAGCCAGAAUGAUCAAUUAUGGCUUACCUCGUUAUCGUUGGCUUACUCAUGCUUGGAAUUUCUUCCAGAGAGAGUUUAAAUGCUGCGGAGUGGUGUAUUUCACGGAUUGGCUGGAAAUGACAGAGAUGGAUUGGCCUCCUGACUCCUGCUGCGUGAGGGAAUUCCCAGGAUGUUCUAAGCAGGCACACCAUGAAGAUCUUAGUGACCUUUACCAGGAGGGUUGUGACAAAAAGAUGUACACAUUCCUGAGAGGAACUAAGCAGCUGCAGGUGCUUCGAUUUCUAGGAAUCUCCAUUGGGGUUACCCAAAUUUUGGCUAUGAUCCUCACCAUUACUUUGGUGUGGGCUCUCUAUUAUGACCGCCAGGAUCCAAGUGCAGAUCAAAUGCUGUCUUUGAAGAACGAUGCCACCCAGCACCUGUCAUGCCAUUCUGUGGAGUUAUUAAAACCCAGCCUGACAAGGAUCCUCGAGCAUACCACUAUGGCAAACAGCUUUAACACACACUUUGAAAUGGAGGAACUGUAGAGCAAUUUGUGAUUUCUACAAUUUGAAUAUAGCCAUCUUUAUGGAUCCUGGACACUGCGUUUUAACACAGCUGUCAUAGAAAAGAAAAGUGGGCAGGGAAUGAAGAUGCUCUUAAGGAAGGACUAUUAAUUGUUUUUCUUUUUUCAUAAAACGUGUUCUUGUUACAAUUGUACUGCUAAAAAUAAUUGUUUUACUGAGUAAGGCCAAAUGUGUCCUUCAUUCUCCAUGAGACUGUAUGCGCCAUGUAGAAGGUAGAUCACUAGUCUCAUAGUAUUGAGUGAAAAAAAUAGGCAGGAUUAAUUUUAGGGCUCUCACCUGUUUGAAGUUUUCACUUCAACAAUUCUGUUAGAUUGAGGAUAGACAACUUGUUCAGUGCUGAAAGCCCUACAGAUAAUAGACGGCCAUAGACCAUCAGUGUUCACAAGUUAUGUAUAAUUUAAGUAAUUUUUCCAUUUCAUUUUCAAGGAACAGUAACUGGCAAGCCACAACUAUUGAACAUGUUGCAUUCAGAUCUGCUUCCUCUGCAGUUGUUAAUCACAGCUGAGAAAACCCUGAACUCAGACCUUUCAGAAUCUAAAAGAACAUGACAAUCUUACCAGUUUUAAUCAAGCACAUAGUGUUGCAUUUGAGAAAAAUAAUUCACAGUAGCACUGUGGUCAUAGAUAUACUGAUGGGAAUGCUCAGCAGUGUGCUGUGUACAGAAUGUUAGGUUGUAUAUGGUAUAGCAGAUUAUGGGUUACAUUUGGAGUGUGGCUAUCAGUGAAAUCCAUUCAUGAAAUCCAGUUACUUAGCAGUGCAUCACUUGCAAACACACCUGUGUAAAAGCUGACACUUUGGAUCUUCCCUCUUUUGUUUGUGUAUUAAAACAUCUAGGACAUCAGUGGAAGUUCUUGUGUUGUUUUGGAACAUCAAAGUUUCAUAUCCCGCAAGCAAUCAAAUAGUUGGUUUGUCCCGCUAAGGCAGAAAAAAUUGCUCAAGAAGAACUCUUCUUAACCGAAUAAUCGUGGUAAUUGCCACUAAAAGAUCAGGGAUAGAUAUGUAUAUAAUGAAGUAUGUGUGUAUACAGUAGAAUUGCUAUCUGUAUGGAAGUUUGGGUUUUUGUAAAGAGGAUAAUCUUAUUUUGAGCAUCGCUUUUGUUUAGUUUAAGGAAACGUGAAACAUUUAAUUUUUAGUGACAUUUUCAAAUUAAAUUAUGUGGACUAAAGAAAAAAGUACAUAUUAAUACUUAAGUGUACUUGUUAUAUCUGACAGGUAUGUUUGUGUGUAUAUGUAUGUAUGUGUAUACACACACACACAAACACACACAAACACACAUAUAUGAAUGAUUCCCAUUUAAGGAGAUAAUUCUAUUCAUAUGCUUGUUUGCUGGAACUCAACUCAAUUUACUGAAGAGACAACCUACAUUGUUUCCAAGCCAAAGCUCCUUGGAGAAGUAUUUCAGCUUUUCUCCUAUCGUACUCACUUAGUAAGAAUUUGGAGCAUGAUCUCUCUGGUUAACUGUCCCACUGAAAUCAGUGAGAAUAAUGCUUACUGAACUUUGCUUAGACUUCUUAGCUUUCUGGAAUUUUAUAUUAGUGUAUGAUUUGGCUCAUUUGAAUAAUGUGGAAGUAAUUCUUUUGUAGGAAGUUUUCUAUGGAUCACUUGCUACCUGAUGUGUAUUUUCAUCCAGAUUUGCAUGGUUGAUUUUGGGGGGGGGACUAGUAAGUGCCUAGCAGUACAUACUUAGUAUGGAUAGUUUUUAUACCAUUUCAGUUCUGUAAUCAACUCAGACAUAAUGCUGUUCAGAGAAACCAUGAUUUAUGUGUAAACGGACAACAGCUACAGCUACAUCUUCAUCUUAUCCUUCUCCUCUAGUGAAUAUGGCUUAAAAGAAGACCUCAUGGUUUUUUGAGUUUUUCACAAUCUCCAAGAAAGAAACUGUAAUUUAAAUAUUGUCUGCAAACUGGGAUUGUAAACCAGAAUUUCAACUUUAAUUUGCAAAUCAAAAUUGUAGAGAACAUGCAAACCACGUUUUCCACUCUAAUUAUCAUGGGAAAUUGUGAUUUAAUAAAAUUGUGACUUAAUAAACCCAAAAGUCUCCUUACAAGCUGUAUGUAUGAAGAGGCAGAAGGGGAAAGUGAAGAAGGAGGGGUUGAUCUCAUGACAGUACUUAUAUCUGCGCUUAUGAUUCUGUAACUUCAAAAUAUGGAUUAGCUACUCUGGGCUACACAACAGGUUACUUUGGGACAUAAUUAGAAAUUACGCUUUUUUUCCCCUUACUGUAAGAAUAUGCAGGGGAGCCAAUCCAGACUGGGAUUCUGAUGUAGGAGGGAAAAGAGAUUAGACAAUAUUCUAAUUAAGCGAUAUUCUAAUCUGAACAUCUUGAGUCAAAAAAGAAGUUCAAUUGAUAUCUUUUUAAUUAAUCACUUUUUGGCAAUUAAAAUGGAAAUAAUGAGAGACCAAUUGUAACCACAGCAGAAAUCAAAGCCCCCUUCAAUAACAUAUCCUGAUCCAGAUUAGGUUCCUUGUGCACGUGUAAUAUAGUUUUGCUAUAUUUGCUAGUUUUAAUUUUAAAGUAAUAUGUGGUUUUGUCCUUAUUUAUGCAAUUAAAGACAGCAUCUUUAUAGAUUGCAAGGAAAAAAAAGUUGCACCUAUUUUUCAUGUUGAAUACUGAGUGGCUUAAGUUGCCACGAGGCAACUUAUUUAUUGAACUCUGAAAAGUGCAUCUUACUGUAUUUUAUAUGCACCAUAGAUUUUUUUUUUUUCAACUAGCUGUAUGACUGUUCUGCAUUUUAUAAGUAGUCAGUUCAAAUGAUUGUGUGUCCUGAGAGAUACAGUCUGGGUGUCAAAGUUAGACACCCCUCUAUUGUUCUUUGCAAGCUGAAGGUAAAAGAGGCCAUGUGGGCUGGGCUGAAGCAGAUGUUUGGAAACUUCAGCCCCAGUUGCUCUUAAGUGGUUGGCCAUGUGAUUUAUCUCUCAAGUGUGAUGUAUUGAACUUGUACAGUUCCUUUAUUCUUGCACAAUUCACAUCAGUGGCAGCAAAGGAUGAAAGUGCCAGGGAUAAAUGGGAGUUUGUACUCUUGUGAUUUUUAAAUGGUCCCAGCUUGCCCUGGACUUCAUUUUGGGCAAGGAAAAGAAAUGACUAAUGUGAUCAGCAAUAAAACCACUACUGUCUUAUAUUGUCUUGCUCAUUCAUUUGUUUCAUUAAAAGGAAUUUUCCCCUAAUUUCUCUUUGUCUUUUAAUGAAAUUUAGCUGUAAGGUUAUUUCUCCUAACCAGGAAUUUCUCUGUGUUGGGGCUUCUUGAAUUUUUGAUAGGGUUUCUCCCUAAACCAUUAGUGGGUGACCUGCGGCUCUUGGACUGUAUUUGGUUUUUGGUUUGCUUUCAAAAGCCCUUUGCCAGAGAGGCUUGAACCAAAAUAAAAAUCUAGCAAUUCUA
This is a messenger RNA of Candoia aspera, 4706 nucleotides long. RefSeq names its product tetraspanin 12 (gene TSPAN12). The transcript is spliced from 8 exons. NCBI's taxonomy places the organism in Eukaryota, Metazoa, Chordata, Lepidosauria, Squamata, Candoiidae. Gene Ontology annotation, cellular component: plasma membrane. The record is from RefSeq and is a predicted model, not a curated record. The coding region runs from base 373 to 1290 and encodes 305 amino acids.